This is a messenger RNA of Salvia miltiorrhiza (redroot sage), 3008 nucleotides long. RefSeq lists its product as uncharacterized. The transcript has 15 exons. The coding region runs from base 246 to 3008 and encodes 920 amino acids. Lineage: Eukaryota; Viridiplantae; Streptophyta; Magnoliopsida; Lamiales; Lamiaceae. The record is from RefSeq and is a predicted model, not a curated record.
AUUCCCGGCGCUGAAAUGUAAUGAUCCAAUUUACCUCCAAUUUUCACUUUUAUUCACGCGGUAAGUGAACUAGAAUAGUCAAAAAUCGGCUUCUGAAAAUUACCGUCUGCAGUUCUGAAAAUAGAUCUAGGGUUUUUACUGUGGUGAUCUAUAUUUGUGAGAUUGACCUCGAUUUGUUGAAGGAUAGCCCACCCUGGUGAACAACUUGUGAAAGAAGGUGUUUUACCCAAAAAAAGGUACUAAGAAUGGCUGCUCAAUCCAAAAAGAAAAAGAAUCAGAAAGGUUAUGCUGAGGAAACAGGUGAUUCCCCUGUCAAAAAGAAGCAAAAGAGAAUUUCACUUCCUGGUAUAGUUAUUCGAGAACCGAUUUCUGGCCAAGUGAAGGGACCACUUACAAUUCAACAAGAUAAAAAUAAGGGAAAAGGAAAAAUAAUUUUAGAUCCCGACUCUGCCAAAGUAAAGAAAUCGCGUACAGUGCAACAAUAUAAAAACAAGAAUCCAGAUCAAAUGAUUGAAGGUGAGUGUUCCAAGGCAGCUGAACGGAAAAAAAAUAAAGGAAAAAGAAUGUUGAGUGAAGGUAAAUUUUGUGUAAAAUAUUAUAUUGUGAUGCGUUGUUUACUGAAAUCUCGUCAUUUGUUUUACAUAUAUAAUCAUGAUAUUUGUUCAUGUCUGUGCCAAAAUUCAGAGGACAAAAAUGAAGAAAGAGAGAGUUCAGAUGACGAUGAUUUUGAGGUUGUGCAUCCAAGGGUUCAAAUCGCGAACCUCAUGGAUGUACGGUGCAAACGAAGAGGAGUGAAGGAAAACUUUCCGAAGAAAAAAAAGGUCAGACAGAUUAUGGCAUCUGUUCCAGGUCUGAGAACACGGACUUCGCCAGCAUCACUGUUCAAGAAAAUUAGCUUGAUGAAUGAAGCUCAAAAACAAGCAGUACGUGACAUGGGAUUUGGGUCCGUAUUGCAGUUAGGUGUCAGAAAAUUACCUGGAAAACUAGCUUUCUGGGUAGUUGAGCAUUUCGACUGCAAGAGGUGUUCAAUUGUGGUGGGUGGUAAUCAAGGUAUAAGGGUUGAUGAAGAUGACGUGUAUAGAGUUUAUGGUUUUCCAAAAGGCAAAAAGGAAAUUGAGAUAUUCGAGAGAAAACAUAGAAGUCCUCUGUAUGAUGAGUGGUUGGCAUUCUUUGAAGAUUCAACUAAGGAUGACAUAAAGAUCACACAUGUGUUGGACGUGAUGAUAGAAAGGGUUGAUGCAGAUAUAUGGUUCAAAAGACAUUUCAUAAUUGCCAUGGCAUGUUGUUUGAUUGAGAGCAUGACCAAUGGGACAGUGCAUCCUUACAUUCUGAAUUGUCUUCAUGAUAUGGACAAACUAAGAGAGUGGAAUUGGGGGGCCUAUGUUCUGGACAGUGCAUGUGAUCAGAGACUUUCAUGGGACAAAAAUAAAAAGAAAGUUUUUGCAGGACCAGCCUUGUUCUUGACGUGCCUUUACGUCGAUCGCAUACAGGUUUUCGGAUCACCAUCAAGGAGAGAAUUUCCUAUCAUUUCAAAUUGGACUACGUCCACUUUGUUGAAAAGGCAAAAGAAAGAAUUGGUUAACAGUUACUUUGGUGGUGGAAGACUUAGAACACCGAUUAAGCUUCCUGAUGAAUAUCAGAUUCAGCAUGAAACGGAUGGGAGGAAUUUGGCAGAUGAACAGCCGAAGAAAUCAAGUACAGAUGGAUAUGGACAACAUAUCAAUCUGGGACUGAGAAUCAUGCAAGAAGCAGUAGCAAUAGCAGUAGAGAACGCAUCUAGGAUUGAGAAUUUUAAAAAAAUGGUGAGCACGGCAACGACUUUGGAUUUGAAUGACCAGACGUUUAAGGAUAACGUCAUAACAGCUUGUAAGAUGUUGAGAAUCGAGAUCAAUAUCAAUGAAUUGAGUAAAGCUCAAGAUGAGACAAACAUUGGGGUGGAUAAAAAUCAAGAUCAGCAACUUGAUUCGAAUGACAUGUCCAUUAAGGAUACCGGUAUGCCAGCUUCUGAUAUCAAUGAAUUGAGUAAAGCUCAAGAUGAGACAAACAUUGGGGUGGAUAAAAAUCAAGAUCAGCCACUUGAUUCGAAUGACAUGUCCCUUAAGGAUACCGGUAUGCCUGCUUCUGAUAUGUUGGGAGUUGAGAUGAAUAUCAAUCCAGUAGAAAAAUCUCAAGAUCCGGCUAACAUAUUUCUGUAUGAUGAUCCAAUAUUCGAAAGCGAAUUAGUUGAUCUUGUGGACAAAGCAUCUGCCGAGUCUGAUACUUCGAAGACAAAGCACUUCGAGUGUGCUUUUGAUAUUCCCACGUUUGAUUUGCACUUCACUCCUCUAGACCCGACAAAGGAACAUGAUAACACAUAUCAACAGAAGGAAUCUUUGGAGGUGGCUGGAAUUGAGCGGAACGAUGGAUACCAGACAAUGACGGGGAAUAACGUCAAGGAUGUCCAUGCAAAUAAUGUGGAUGUGUCGAAGAUCAAAGAAAAACCUCUAAGGGACAAGGAUACAAGCUCGGCGGAUCUGGGAUUGAAUAAGGAUAGUGAUAUGCAAAAAGCUGUUGAGGUUAAGAAUAACAAAGGCAAUGAGCCUUUAACUUAUAUUAGUGCAUACGGAGUUAGAAUCAGGGGAAAGCCGGCAGCAAGUAUAGGAUCCCCUUUGGGUGAUGUUGGAAAGGGGAAAGAAGCAAGCUCUGGUAAGAACGUGGGAGUGCCGAAAGAUGAUCAGACGGCUAGAGGGACUGAUGCAGUGGUACUUCAAAAGAAGACAAGUUCAGGUGGUGAUCGUUUGCCACUAAUCCCAGUUAACUCAAAUAUCAUGACUGGAACAGCACGUAAUACCAUCACUUCAAAGAGGACAAUGUUGGCGAAAGGAGCAAAAUUUCGAUCACCAUUUUGUCAAAGGGAAAUUUCAACAACGAAGAAUCUAACCAAAUGUGAGAAGGAGUUGGGUAUAUACGCUAUGUACAAAGACACGUGUGAUUGGUACAAUGACAAAACCCAAAACUGUUAUAAUUAA